CCGGCAGGCAGCGCGCUAAAAUCAAUUUCCAUAACCUCCAUUAACACCUCCAAGCGGCGCUCAAGAUUCUUGCUCGUAAUCCGCCGGCGGGAAUUCCCCCGGGCUGUCUACGGCUCCUUUUCCGUCCUAAUAUGUCUCUAAUGAAAUAGCAGUUCAUCAGACGCUGUGCUUCUACUAUCUAGGCUCAAUGGCUUUUCUGUUCCGGUCUCUCAGUCUCGCUCCGCUAACUCGGCCGGCAAAGCCCCCAUUGAUAUGUGCGGAAUGCCGCCGCACAUUGGUCUCGAGUCCCGCGCUCCAGUCCGGUCAUAACAAAUGGAGCAAGAUCCGCCAUGACAAGGCGGCAAACGACGCCAAGAAGAAUGCCGCCCGGACAAUCUUCACCAAGAACAUCGCCUUGUACUCCAAGCUGUUUGGGCCUGACCCCAACAACAACCCCCAGCUAGCCUCGGCCAUCACCGCAGCCAAGAAGGCCAGCGUGCCGAAAGACAAAAUCGAAGCAGCUAUCGCGCGAGGACAGGGGAAGACGUCCGGCGGCGCAGCACUCGAGCCUCUGACCUUCGAAGCGAUGAUGCCACCUUCCAUCGCGCUGAUUGUUGACCUUGAGACCGAGAGCAAGCUGCGGGCUCUGCAGGACCUGAACCAGAUGGUCAAGAGGGCGAAGGGGUCGUCGGGCUCGUCUAAGUUCUUCUUCUCGCGCCUCGGCCGGGUGGUGUUUGAGAAGGGUGAGAGCGGGCUGGACGCAGAUCACAUCAUGGACGACGCGAUAGAGGCCGGGGCGGAGGACUUGGAGAAUGACGAGGACGGGAACAUUGUUGUCUGGACACGGCCAACGGGGACGAUGCAGGUGUGCAAGGCGGUUGGCGACAAGUUUGGUCUGAAGAUCUUGAGCUCGGAUAUCAUCUGGGUGGCCAACGAGGACACAAAGACCAAGUUAGACUCCUCGCAGGAGAUGAUCAACUUUACUGAGCUGCUCGAGGCGCUUCGCGAGUACCCCGAGGUGCAAGCCGUGUAUUCGAACGUCUCAAAGGGGGCCAUGAGCGAUGAUGAGUGGGAGAAGAUAGAGGAUAACCUGGACACAUAACAACCGCGAUUAGAC
This is a messenger RNA of Chaetomium strumarium, 1096 nucleotides long. Its product is annotated as transcriptional regulator TACO1-like protein. NCBI's taxonomy places the organism in Eukaryota, Fungi, Ascomycota, Sordariomycetes, Sordariales, Chaetomiaceae. Bases 188 to 1081 code for a protein of 297 amino acids. Gene Ontology annotation, cellular component: mitochondrion. The transcript is spliced from 2 exons. The record is from RefSeq and is a predicted model, not a curated record.